Molecule: messenger RNA, 2190 nt
Organism: Vitrella brassicaformis
Lineage: Eukaryota; Vitrellaceae
Source: the annotation of a GenBank genome assembly
AAAGAAGAAUGCAGCGAACGCACCAUCAUCACCCGCCCGCUGUCCCGUCAUGUUCGAACGUCUCAAAAGACACAAACGCUCUCUCCGACUCAGCUGCCUGCCCUGCCGACCCUCCCUGGCCCAGCUGCGCCAACACGUCAGCCAUCCUCUGGCGUACAUCAGCAGCACUGGCCUCCUGCCGCUGCUCAUGGUCUGCACUCACAGCCUCCUCUUGCUGCUGCUGCCGCGGCUGGGUAGACGGUGAGCGGAGUCUGUCGAUCUCUUGCUGCCGCUCGGCCUCUCCGUGGAAGGUCCAUGCAAUCACCCACCUGCAGGCCGAUAGAGCAACAGAGAGAGGGAUACACGUACGUCUCCCUCACCCACCCACUCGCCCACUGAUUGACCGUGUCUGUUUGCCCUGGUAUAGGGUGAACUCACGCCGGGCUGCGAUCUGAAAGGAUAGGUUGAGCAGGGUCGAGCAGCUAGCACGGGUACGAGCCGCCUGUUGUUCAUGUGUCGGCACCGCGUACCCCUGCCUCUGCGAGUCUUCUCUUGAUCUCUUUAAGUGUGGUCAGCCGUGCAACCAGACUCGUGUACCACCUGCAUUGCAAUGCACACACAGAAUAACACGGACAAGAACGUGCACCGCACAAGAAGAGAAUCCCCCCGUGCGUGCAUCCCGCCUACACAUACACGAUCUGUUUGGGCCGCUCUUGGCUCUCGGCGAUCAUUCUACACACGCACAUUCACAAUCCAGGGAGACUGCCAGCAUGGAAUGGCUGCCCUCACCUUGAGAUGAAGCCCAGCUCGCCGCCAUCACACACGAGCUCGCUGUGGCUGCCGUCAAGCGCCUGAUGGACAGACACCCAAUUCGGGAUGUUGUGUCUGCCCGCCGUGUCCGUACGUACCCGUUGUGGGUUGACGUGUGCCUUGUCGAUGGUGUCGUGGAAGGGCGGAUUGCACACACUGAAGGCAAACCUGCACACACGAACAGAUGGAUCGAUGUCGGCUGGCUGUCAUUUCAGCGCACCUCUCGUCGUCGUUCAGCACGCCCUGGAAGAUGUGUGACGCAUCUGCACAGCCACAGAGGGAGGUGGGGGUAAGAAAUGUUGCCUUGGAGCACCAAACUCACUCACCAGUCUGCAGGCGGACAUCAACCAACGGCCUCAUGUCAUCGUUGCGGUCAACAUUGGCCUGACCCACACACAGACAGACAGCUGUGCUGUUCAGUUUCGCUGUGCGAGCCGCCCACUUUCUCUCACCUUGGCGAGUUCCAGAGCCGCCGCAUCGACCUCGGUUCCCACCAUCCGCCACCCGUACAGCCGCGCACCAAGCAGAGAGUAGAUGCAGUUCGCACCGAUGCCACUGAAAGACAGCAAAAUGACGACACAGCCAACGUGUAUGAGCCGCCCCUCUCUCCCUGCUUGCUUGAGUACAUGUCAACGCCUCUGACGUCAGGUCCCUUGAGUAGCGUCACAUCGCUCGCAUCACCUGCCUCGCUAUCGGUGCCGCUGAUGAGGUCGGCCACGUAGUGGAUGUAGUUGGCGCGAGAAGGCACAGGCGGGCUCAGAUACCCACUGGGGAUCUCCUACGCGAGAGGCAGGCAGCAGGGCAGGCAGCGAUGUAUGUGUGCAGGUUUGUUCACUGUCCGGAUUGCACUGUGUGUACCCAUCGCAGCUGGUAGCAAUGAAGCAAAAGGGCGCGUGUGAGGGCCCGCAGCGCAUCCGGAUCUCCAUGGUCGAUAGAAGCGCCUCCAAACCGGUUCACGUACACACUGCGCACACAACACAAAAGCAAUCAACCACAGUCAGAAGAGGGAUACACUGCCUUGUCUGCCUGCCCUACUAUUUGUUGAAUUCCGGGAAUCGCUGCCCGAGGUCAAAGUAGUCCAGGCCGUCCCUGUGCAUGCUCCUGGGAUGCAUCCGCUCGUUGUUGCUGAUCGGCGCCUGGCCUCGAGGGACCUUCUUCUGCAGACGUCGGUCGUCGCCAUUUCCGCUCUCAGUUGACGCUUGAGGCUCACUCUUCCGCUUCAUGAUGAUUCGUCUGCUUGAUCUGGUCUGUUUGUCGGAGAUCCUGCUCGGUUGGAAAUGCGCAGAAAGGCCCUUCCGCGCCAGAGCUGACAGGUAGUCAGUCAAGCUCAAUUUAACGUGCUGUUUCAUUGUCGGCCAGGCAUCUGGCCUUCCCACUUGUAUUCAGCACGCCUCGGCAUCG